AUGUCAACUUCUACCAACUCAACACCCACCCCUCAUGAUAUCGAUGUCCUCAUCGUCGGCUCAGGAUCUGCCGGCCUCGCCGCUGCCACAUGGCUGUCAGUUCUUGGCAUAUCAUCUCACAACCUUGAGGACCCGACGUCCGGUGGCGUCACCGUUCUUGAGAAGCGUCCUGGGCCCAUGACUAUGGGCCAAGCAGAUGGUGUGCAGUGCCGCACUGUCGAGAUGUUUGAGUCGUUCGGCAUAUCAGAAGAGCUGCUGAGGGAUGCGUAUCAUGUGCUGGAGAUCGCCUUCUGGCAGGACUCCAAAGACGGCAAGGGCCUCAAACGAGUCCGCUACAGCGAGGAUACGAAAAAGGGCCUCAGUUGGCAGCCGCAUGUGAUCUUGAACCAGGCAAGAGUGAAUGGGCUCUUGUUGGGCAAGAUGGCAAAAGAAGGGGGCAUGAAGGUGCAAUACGGGUGGGAAGUCAAGCAUGUCGAGCUCAUUGAGAAUGGUAAACGUGUCAAGGUCGUUGCCGAAAACCUCGAGGGCCAAGUCCAGGGUGAGUGGAGGGCCAAGUACGUCCUUGCCUGUGAUGGUGCCCACAGCAACGUUCGCCGCGCUAUCGGCUACCAGAUGAUCGGCGACACUACCGACGCUGUUUGGGGUGUCAUGGAUGUAUACCCUCGAACAAACUUCCCCGAUAUCAGGAAAAAGGCCACUCUGCAUACCGACGAAGGCGUCUUGUUAAUCAUUCCUCGCGAGGGCGGCGAUUUGGCCCGCUUCUACAUAGCGAUGCCUCCCGGCACGAAGCCUAAGGAAGUCAAGCUAGAAGAUCUGCAAGAGGUUGCGCGCAAGAUCUUUGCGACUGGAGGAUACCAGAUGGAUAUUGCCGGCACUUUUUGGUGGAGUGCCUACUCUAUCGGACAGCGACUGGCUUCGGGGUUCAGUCUCGGCAACCGCAUCUUCCUCACAGGCGACGCUUGCCAUACCCAUUCCCCGAAGGCCGGCCAGGGAAUGAAUGUGAGUCUGCAAGACGGUUACAACAUCGGCUGGAAGCUCGGCAUGGUUCUCAAGGGCCAGGCCGACCCCUCACUACUCCAUACAUAUGACUUUGAACGCGGCAAAGUUGCAGCAGAUCUCGUCGAGUUCGACAGAAACUGGACCAAGACCAUCGCGAAGCACACCGACCCCGAGUCCGGUACUACCAAUGAAACGGCCAUCAGCGACGCAUUUAUCAAGACGGCAAAAUACACUGCAGGCCUGACGUCGAAAUAUGAGCAGUCAAGUUUGACUGACGCCAAGGGCAGCAAACAGGAGCUCGCCACGGAAGUGACGGUUGGCAUGAGAUUUCCGAGCUCGCAAGUUGUGAGGUUCUGCGACGCAAAAGCUAUGCAGUUAUCGAGAGCUCUGAAAGCCGAUGGCAGAUGGAGGCUGGUGAUCUUCGUCGGCGAUCUUCAGGAGAAUGGGAAGAAAGCCAGGCUGGACAAGCUCGGGGAAUACCUGGACUCGGCCCAAGGCCCAGUGCGAGCCGCAACACCUCUCAACGCAGAUAUCGACAGCGUUAUUGACCCUAUUGUCGUGCUCCAUGGCAAGCGGCACGCUACGGAGCAAGAACAGAUCCAUCCAUUCUUCUGGCCUACAACAGGCAAAUGGGGCAUGCGAGACCUCCACAAGACCUUCGUCGACGAUGAGAGCUAUAAUUCAGGACACGGUCAUGCCUAUGAGAACUGCGGCAUCGACCCCAAGCACGGCGCCCUUGUCAUUGUCAGACCUGAUCAAUACGUCUCCAAGGUCAUCUCUGUCGACGACCACGCCGCCAUUGGCUCAUUCUUCGCUGGCUUCCUGAAAAGACCUGCAUCUACAUUGCCUAAUUAG
This is a messenger RNA of Cyphellophora europaea CBS 101466, 1854 nucleotides long. RefSeq lists its product as uncharacterized. NCBI's taxonomy places the organism in Eukaryota, Fungi, Ascomycota, Eurotiomycetes, Chaetothyriales, Cyphellophoraceae. Bases 1 to 1854 code for a protein of 617 amino acids. Gene Ontology annotation, molecular function: FAD binding. The record is from RefSeq and is a predicted model, not a curated record. The transcript is spliced from 4 exons.